CAAUCUCUUUGCAUCACACUUAAGAACCCAUUAAGAGAUAUAUGAAUAUUCAAGAGUGGGAUUCACUUUCGCUCUUUCAAUGGCAGGCUUGUCCAGGAUUGGUUUCACAUCAAAAUAAAUUGAAAAGCAGGACUAGUUGUUCAUGUGAAGGGACAAAGAUUUUGAGCGUUGGCACAUUAGAUGGUCAUAUUCUCGUUUUCAACAGCAAGUUUGAAUUACUAGUCGAUUUUGUCGCUUGCGAAGGCGGCGUAACCCAACAGCUACAACUAACAAAUAAUCAAUCUGCUCUUUGUUGUAUUUGUCUUGAUAAACAAAAUGCAAUUCUAAUACAAUUUUGGUCUGUCAAGAAUGUUCGUAAACGCAUUUCCAACGACGUUGUUUGCUUAUACGAACGACGACUGUAUGGUAUCCCGAACCCUCUAUUCCCUGCAACUAGUAUUGCUAUUUCAGCCGACGUCUCGUUCGUGUUUUGUGGAUUUGCAAAUGGAACAGUGAUUCAAUUACAAGGAGAUUUUCUUCGUGACUUGGGCUCAAAACAAGAUGUGGUGUUUCGUGAAAGAGACUCUAUAACCAAUCUUGCUAUUUUAUCUCCUAGAAAGUUAUUUGUAUCUACUACUACGCAAACUUUUCUUUAUGAUAUAUUUGCCAAAUCCAUUGAAACUUUAGAGAAUAGUGGUCUAGCCAUUGGGUGCUCUGAAGUGUUUAUGCAAAGAUCUCUUGUCUGUGCCAAUUCAUCCUUCAUCUCGGUUUAUGAUGCGAAAAACGUGAGUUUACUGAAAACACUUCAUGUUGAAGGGACGAUACAAAAGAUUUUUUCCUGUUUCGGAUAUGUUUGCCUGCUGGUUUCUACGACUCCUUCGCUUUCUACUCAAAGCGACGGUAACAUAACUAAUGAGGAAACAUCUCUUUGGUUCUCUAUAUUAGACUUGGAAAGUCAAUUGACGCUAUUUCAUUUUGAAAUAAAAGAGAAAAGCAUCUCCAAUAUUCUGUACGCAUCUGAUGAUUGCUUUUUCUUUUAUGAUGAUUAUCCUCCUCAACAAUUAAUUCGUCUUCCACAAGAUUUCGUUCUUUACAAAUGUUUUGAAACAGAAGAAUUUGAAAAGUCAUAUUUACUAGCGAAUUAUUUAAAAUGCAGCAAGGAUAUCAUCCGUGAUUGCGCUCUACGCACAGCACUCCAAUACUUUGAAGGAGGUCAAUCAGAAAAAGCUAUCGAUUAUUUUAUUUACGCAAUUCCUUUCUCCGAUUCAGCACUCAUAAUCAAGACUUAUUUAGAAAAACGCCUUUUGAAAUGCUUGCUUCGAUAUCUGGAAGCGUUGGCUGCAGAGGGACACGCCUAUUCAUUUGAACAAUCUACGUUAAUCUUUCUUUACGUAAAGCUGCGAAAAUUUAAUUCUUUAAUGACCUAUGCAAAAAGUGGUACCUGUUCCACAGAGCUCUUACUCCCCAUCCUCCGAAAAUAUAAAUGCUUUGAUCAAAUGGAGGCAUUGGGUAAAAUUUGGAAUAUGCCUUUUGUUUGUUUAGAGGUUUACCAGGAGAAAAAUUUAAAAGAGAAAGCAUUUCACUUUCUUGAGAAUUGCCAUGAUUACAUCGAUAUGAUAGGAAUCUCGAAUCAGUUUGGUACAUGGUUUAUAAACUCGGAUCCUCUGAGAUUUACAGAUAAAAUGGCUGAAGUAUCUGUCAGUUUAUUAAAACUAGGAAAAGAGAAAAACUUAAUAACGUUUUUAAAAGCUGUUUACCUCUCUACAUUUAUGCAACAACCAGAUUUGCAGAUGAGACUGUGGGAUACCGUAAAAGUGCAUUCAAAGGACCCAAUUGUUUUGAAGUUCAUUAAUACCAGAAAGCUUCAUGCUCUUAUACAAAAAGAAAUGAAAUGCAUGAAUCCGGAUAAUGAGUCAGAAGCUUUCCUUCUAAUCAAAGAUUGCAAAGGUUUACUGGAUUAUGAAUCAUCCAUAUUGUCUUUACAGGCAGUUCAUUGGAGCAAUGCCCUAGAUCUUUUGUACUCCCAAAAAUCUCUAAACUCUGGCUCUAAUGAUACAAUAAUUCAGAAACUCCUAAAAGACCCAAAAACAGCAGAUCAUCUUACUGAAAUUUAUGAUGAUGAAGCUAUGCUUCACCUCUUAAGAUUCCUAGUGCAGGAACGCUCGAUCACUAACGUACAUGAAGAUUUAUUUUUUAAGAUUCUAGAAAACUGUUUCAUACAAUUUAAAAUUCCGAUCCAACAUAUUUUAGAUAUAUUGAUGAAGGACCAGACCUUGACCUUGGGGACUAUAAAAAAGCUCUUAUUAAGAUGGGAAACUCAUUGUUCGUCUCGGAUCGACGAAAACGAUAGACAGUAUACGUAUCUUCAAAAAGAGCUGGUUAGUAACCAAAGCCAAUUGAACUCAAUCCCUACCGAGGAUCAAUUAUGUGAUACUUGUGAGGGAGUAUUGAAGAUACCGUUCAGCAGCUAUAGUUGUCUUCACCUAGUUCACAGAGACUGCGCUACAGAAUCGAUUUGUCCGAAAUGCAAAUCUGGAGUCUUAGAUGUUCCUCCCAUCAAUCAUGACAAGCACCCAUCUUCUUUCCAUGAGCUUUUUAGUCAACUGUCUCUUCUAGAAUCUUUUAUGCUAUAAUGUUUUCAACGCCAAUUUUUACCUUAAUCUUUGCAAUUCCCUUCCAUUACAAAUAUUAAUAAAAAAAAGGUCAUUCAUUUGGAUAUCAUUAACUAAAUGAGCCGAUAAGCACCUAGUGGACGAAGUUAUUCUUCUUCUUCACUGGCAGAUUGAUCCUCCUCUUUGGAUCCCUCUCCUUGCUUAGAUUCGUCUUUGGCAUCAGACGACUCUUGCUCGUCAUUUUUUGCUGUUUCAGACGAAUCUUUUUCUUCUUUCUUCUCGUCCUCAUCCUCAUCUUCAUCUACCAAACCGAGAGCACUGGUAACCUCACCAACCAUACGCUUGAAUUGCAUCCAUUCAUUAGGAUUCAACGCAAUUCCCUUCUUUCCGGGAAGCAUUUCACCAUCCUUUUCAUAAUAUUCACGAAUAUGGACAUAUGUGGUUCCACGAAAUUCAGACAAGGUCACUCUUUUUUUACCAGAAUCAUUCAACUACAUUUGAAGAACGCGUCAAUAAUUUAUUGCAGAGGCUGUCACUCUCUUUACUUACUGUCCAGUGCACUUCUUUAUCAUUUUCAGUCUUUUGUUUCUUGGUAUUAGCUGCUUCGCUUGAUUUUGAAGUGCGUUUUCCAGCCAUAGUUGUUGUGUAUGGUUUUGAAUUCAUCUAGUGAGACGCGAAAACAAUUUUGAUAUGCGUCAUGUCAUUACUUUCGUAUUUCUUUGUGACUCGUUCCUUUACUUUAAUAAACAGUGAACCACAUAUAAACAGUUGAUCGUUUUUACUUUUUUUGUUUAUUUGAAAUUCGCAUAUGAAAACUAAAGGUAAAAAAAAGUUUUUAUUUUCUAUUUUGAUUCAUGAGUUUAUUAGCUAAAGAAAGUUGUCAUUUUUGAUACUUGAUUUAGAAUUAAUUAAUAAAUGACAUUAUAUUGCAAGCUUCAUGCUUCAUUCGUAA
Molecule: messenger RNA, 3543 nt
Organism: Schizosaccharomyces cryophilus OY26
Lineage: Eukaryota; Fungi; Ascomycota; Schizosaccharomycetes; Schizosaccharomycetales; Schizosaccharomycetaceae
Product: zinc finger protein Pep5/Vps11-like protein
Exons: 4
Coding region: 42-2612 (856 amino acids)
Biological process (GO): vacuole organization; endosome organization; organelle fusion
Cellular component (GO): HOPS complex; endosome
Molecular function (GO): protein-macromolecule adaptor activity; protein binding
Source: RefSeq, a predicted model, not a curated record